This is a messenger RNA of Condylura cristata (star-nosed mole), 1794 nucleotides long. It is a transcript of the gene CFAP53, whose product is annotated as cilia and flagella associated protein 53. The record is from RefSeq and is a predicted model, not a curated record. Bases 82 to 1626 code for a protein of 514 amino acids. NCBI's taxonomy places the organism in Eukaryota, Metazoa, Chordata, Mammalia, Eulipotyphla, Talpidae. The transcript is spliced from 8 exons.
CCGUCGCGGAAGUUAAUGCCGCUGCUUUCUGCGACUGGGGAACCGUGGUGUAGCGCACCCCCAUUCUGAAGGAACUAGAAAAUGUACAGCCAGCGGUAUGGCCUCGUACAGCGGGAGGUUAAGGGCCCUACUCCUAAAGUGGUGAUUGUGAGAGCCAAGCCUCCCAAAGACCAAGGGACUGAGAGACACCUACAGAGAAUCCAACACAGCCAUCAGAAACAGCAUGCUAUUUUGGCUUCCAUUAAAUCACGUGAGCGGGACCGCUUGAAAACUGAGUGGCAACAGCACACUGACCGCAAGUUUGUGAAAAGUCUUGUGCAAGCAAGAGUCCAGGAUGCUAUGCAAGGGUUUAUCAUCAACACUGAAGAAAGACGAAACAAGCUACGUGAGCUUUUAGCAUCAGAAGAAAAUGAAUAUCUUUCUGAAAUGCAGUUGAAAGGAGAAACAAUUGAGGAGAAAAAAGAUAAAAUGAGAGAUAAAAUCAGAUUGCUGAAAGAGAAAAAAGAAAAAGAGAGACAGGAUUUUGUGACUGCAAAGCUAGACCAGCAAUUCAGGGAACGCUGCGAGGAGCUCCGUGUCAAGCUCUCUUCUAUCCAUCAGAAGAAAGUAUGUGAAGAGCGGAAAGCACAGGUCGCUUUCAAUGAGGAGCUGAAAAGGCAAAAGCUGCUGGAAGAGCAGAUGUUCUCAAAGCUCUGGGAGGAAGACCGAUUAGCCAAGGAAAAGCGAGAAGCUGAAGAGGCGAGGAGGCAGAAAGAGCUGGUGGGGAACAUGCGCCUGGGCCUGGAUGCCCAGAUCACCAGCAUCAGGGCCCAAUCGCAGGCUGCGCGGAGGCUGAAGGAAGAGGAGUCACGCCUGAUGGAAGACAUCUCUGCGCAGGUAAAACUUGAGAAUGAGCAGGAUAAGGUAAAGAAGCAAAAGAUUAAACAGGAAAAUAGAGCUGCUUUGGAUAAAGGCCUCCAAGAGAAGAUGGAGCAUGUGCAACAGGAACACAGAGAUGAACAGUCCCUGGACAUGCAGCUUGUGCAGAGGGCCUUACGAGACCUUCAGAAAGAGGCUGAUAAAAAGAAGCAAAAGAGGGAAGAUAUGAUGAGAGAACAGAAGAUAUAUAAUCAAUACUUAGCACAGCGACGUGAGGAAGAAAAAGCUCAGGAGAAAGAACUGGAUAGAAUACUGGAGGAAGAGAAAGAAAAGAAGAUGGCUGAGAAGGACAAGGAGCUGAGACUUGAAAAGGAGGCAAGAAAACAACUUGCAAAUGAGGUCAUGUGUACAAGAAAACUUCAAGUUCAAGAAAAGUUGCAACGAAAAGCAAAAGAACAGGAAGAACGUGCUAUGGAACAGGAACGUAUAAAUGAAGGUCUUAGGGAGCUGAACCGUGAAGAGAAGGAGAAUUUUGCAAGACGCUGUGGUUUAGCCCAGGAGUAUAAGAAGCAACUGCAAAUGCAAAUAUGCUACCAGCAGCAGGCCCGGGCGGCAAAGAUGGAAGAGGAACGCAGAGAGUUUGAAGCAGGGAGAGCGGCAGACAGGCAUUUCCAGGACAAGGUGCAGGAGAUCCUGUCCACUCAGCCACUGCUGCUGCAGAACGUCCAUCCCAUGCGGAGGGCGUGCCCCGAGAGUCUCCCUCCUUAGUUUUGUGAACCUCGGUGUAUCUUUCUUGUCUUUAAUAUUUUUAAUAACAGUCUGCUUACAUGUUUCUUUCAACCCAUGGAUAAACUGUGUUUUCUUCUCUGAAGUUGUGAAAUUCAAAUGCAAAUUAAGGUUUUUUCCCCUUUAUAAAUUGUAUAAACUUACAAAUCU